AAAUUUUCUACAUUUGUGUGCGUCGCUCUUAGUCUCUUCAUUGGAUCUGUCAUUCUUGUCUCUAACUACGGUUCUGAUUGGCAUGUGGCACAGUCUACGAUAUACACUUCCCAUCGUGCCUUUUCUAGACAGAAGGUUGAAACAGGCGUGGGAGUACACAUUGGCUUCAAUGGCGUCAAUAUAACCCUCCGAGCUGUGCCGAAAAAUAUAUUUUUGGAAGACAUAAACUACAACGAAAGAUUUAACUGGAUUGAAGCCACAGAUUUGAAAGAAGAAUAUAGAGAAGCCUUAAUUAAGGGUCUGCCCUACCCCAUUCUGACUAUAGCAGAGUAUCUGAGUCAGGAUCUAGAAGGGUUCUGCUGGGGUCGCCGGUACCGCUUAGCUGGGUAUUACUCUGGUUUUCUUAUGUGGGUGGCGUUUUCUUUGUGGCUGUUGAUGAACAUCUUGCUGUGCACCGUACCCAGGUAUGGAGCAUACUGUAUGCAGCUCACUGGCGGAGCCAUGCUUUCCACCAACGCUGUUUUUGUUCUCCUUAUACCAAGGAAACCUUUGUCUAUUCCUUUUGAAGGAGGACAUCUUUCGUUUCGUUAUGGCUGGUGUUUCUGGCUAGUUUUAGUAGCUGGUGUCGUCGCUAUACUAGUUGGAACCACUGUCGCCAUUAUAGACACCCUUUUUCCCAACAAGUUUUCCACAAUUUUGGAGGUCGACUACGACACUCCUUACAGUUACUUUGUAGGUCAGGACAGCAACUCUCUCACUAAAAGUGGCUUGGUGACACAGCCAGCAACUUUCUCACCAGAUGGCGCUAUGCCAGGGCCAAGCCAGGAUGGGGUUGAUAAUGCAGCUUACGAAAACGAUGACAGUGACGUCAGCACGAUUUUCAACGGCAAGCGAGCAGUGAGUCUACACUCUUUCGGCAAAUUUACCCAAAGAGAAACCGUGAGAAUGGGACCAGUGUCACCCCUUAAUCGUAGAUUUCCCAGUAUGCCGAGAAAUGUUGCCUGUCAUCGCUUUGAAGAAAUGAGCACUGACGUUCAAGCAGCGGCCAUGUGGUGACGCCCCCUAUUGUACAGAUAAAAGAAUUACAGGAGGAAAGAACAUGGCACACAAAUCUGAAUAAUUAUAAAGCUUAGUCAAAACUUUCUCUGUGGUGGUUUGUUAACUAUUAUGGUACCACGUACGUGCACGCAAAUAUAUAUUUAGUAUUAAUCGAUCACGUAGUCUCAAGGAGCCAUCUAGUGGCAAAACAUUACCAUCGAUUGUGAAUAUGUGAAUAGCUAAAUAUGCAAAUUAUUUUCAUGUGUGUGUGUUGUUAUAGAAAAUUCCCAGAAAAACUCGUGGCAAAAAAUAUAAAAAAACAUUACUAAAAAUACAUGUAUUAAAAUUACUGA
Limulus polyphemus (Atlantic horseshoe crab) is the source of this 1391-nucleotide messenger RNA. Its product is annotated as dual oxidase maturation factor 2-like. Gene Ontology annotation, biological process: protein transport. Gene Ontology annotation, cellular component: endoplasmic reticulum membrane. The annotation marks the transcript as partial. NCBI's taxonomy places the organism in Eukaryota, Metazoa, Arthropoda, Merostomata, Xiphosura, Limulidae. The record is from RefSeq and is a predicted model, not a curated record. The transcript has 7 exons.